Oncorhynchus tshawytscha (Chinook salmon) is the source of this 2657-nucleotide messenger RNA. RefSeq names its product torsin-4A. Bases 333 to 1856 code for a protein of 507 amino acids. The record is from RefSeq and is a predicted model, not a curated record. The transcript is spliced from 3 exons. NCBI's taxonomy places the organism in Eukaryota, Metazoa, Chordata, Actinopteri, Salmoniformes, Salmonidae. Gene Ontology annotation, molecular function: ATP binding; ATP hydrolysis activity. Gene Ontology annotation, cellular component: endoplasmic reticulum lumen; nuclear envelope.
CAAACCGAAAACUGCAGACAUUACUAGUGCCUCCCCCGCUAUCAAACAGACUAAAAAAAAAUUAAAUGAAACGCAGCCGAACAUGAUCAGGAAUCUCAACUAGCAAGCAAGUUGCAGCAAUGAAGAAUUGAGUGCAAAACAGGGCAGGGGGGAGCUUUUCGGGCACAACACCGGAUCUUACAGGGAGAAACAGUGGAUGUCAGACCAAAGCGGGGAGACAUCAAAGCCCUGUUUUUGCUGUUUGGGGACAGGACAUUCACAGCAGACCUGCCGUUACAAGGAGUUCCAAUGCAGAGCGUGCCAGAAGACUGGACAUCUUGAAAGGGCUUGCAAUGGGGAGAGUAUCUGCUGGGAACAGCGCUUUUUCUAAACAACGCUCUCAAACAGCGCACUCUAAUCCAGUGAAGGAGACACACUACUUGACAACAGAUCAAGUUGAGGAGGCAGAACUGCUAUUGCCUGCAGGCUCCAGCACAGUCGGAAAUCACCCGUCAGAAAAGGACUUUUUAUUGUGUGUAGUGAUCAUGGGCGACCAAGAUGUUUAUGACAGACUGUCUGGGUCCCAGACAGACGGAGAGAUGGGCGAAGAGAAAGGAGAAAGCGAAGGAGAGAGUGAAAAGAGGGGGUCGUGGACAGGCGCUGAGAGUUUGUACCAGUUCUCAUCCUCUCUACGUGCUGUGGUUCGCAUUAGACAGAAAUACCUGACCAUGAAGAAACGACGGCUGGAGUUAGCCGGGCUGGGUGUAGUAGGGCCAGUGGUAGGGGCUGGUCUCUUCACUGGGGCCCCUGUUCGCACCAGCCCCAAAAUCUUCACCUUUGAGGGGUUGACCCCCUCCAGCACCACCACGACCUUCUCCUCGCUCCUCCAAAAGAGGAAGAAGAAGAAGAGGUCACGGCGGGUCAUGUUCCCCAGUGGAGGGGGGUGCAGGGCCCCUGUCAUAAAGGAACACAGCCGAGCAAAGAACUGCCUCUUCCUCCUCUGCACCAUCCUCUUCCUCCAGGUGUAUAAUGCCAUAGAAAACCUUGACGACCAUGUCCUGAGGUAUGACCUGGAGGGAUUAGAGAAGACUCUAUGCAGGGAGGUGUUUGGCCAGCAGGGGGCGAUGGAGGCUCUGUUAGCCCAACUCAGAGACUACCUCUCUACCUACGUCCACAAUAAACCCCUGGUCCUCUCCUUACAUGGAACCAGCGGCGUGGGGAAGAGCCACGUAGGGAGACUCCUAGCUGGGCACUUUCGCUCAGUAGUGGGGGAGCCCCUGGUUCUCCAGUACUUUGUGUUGCACCACUGCCCCCUGGAGGAUGACGCCUGGCGAUGCGCCCGAGCGCUGACGAUCUUAGUGUCGGAGACGGUGCUGAGAGCAGAGGAGGAGGAGAAAAUUCCAGUAUUCAUCUUUGACGAAGCAGAGCACCUUCACCCAGAGCUGCUUGAUGCGCUGCGGGAUCUGGUGCAAUCAAAACUCUCCAACGAAUACCUUAACGCAGUCUACCUGUUCCUUAGCAACCAAGGACACAAUCACAUCACUAAGCACCUGCUGCACAACUCCUCCAGCGACUCCAUGAUGACCGUGUCUGAGUACCAUGGCAACUUCGUCAAGGAGCUGACCCCGUUGUUGCGGAACACUCUGGAGAUGCUCCACCCACUGUGGGCAGAAGCUGAACUCAUACCUCUGACCCUGCUGGAGAAAGGUCAUGUGACAGAGUGCUUCCUGGAUGAGAUGAUGAGGGAGGGGUUCUACCCGGACCGUACCAACAUUGAGAGGCUGGCAGGGGAGAUAGAGUACUACCCCGUGGUAUGGGGCCGGGUGUAUGCCCGGACAGGCUGUAAACAGGUUGUGGCGAAGGUCAACCUGCUAUGAGAGACCUACAGAGGGAUGUUGAGAUGACAGACAGGGACCGAGAAAGACGUGUCCUGAGAAAAGAUACUACUGGACAGUGUCAGUGGCAGUUCCAAUAACUGUUUUGGCCCAUAGUCUUUUGGAGCCUAAAGACUUUUGGUGUUUCUUGUGAUCCAUCAAGCAAACAAAGCCCACGUUACUCGCCAGAACCCACCAUUGGGGGAAAAACAUUGUCGUAUGUCUGAGAAUGAGGAGUAUCUCCACGAUGAAGGCUAAUCAUGUCAGAUAAUCGUCUUUUCUACGUUCUGUAACGAGCCCCUUGGUUACUAGAUAAUUACCAUUUAGGUAUGAGAUAGGAUAGGUAGGGCUAAUAUCAUAGCCUGCACAUCUGGAGAGGAGUCAAAAUCAGGAGUUGUGGUCAUGGUGAAGCACCACUGCUCAUUCUCCCACGAUGCUGUUAGGCAAACUACUGACAGUAAUACAGACCCCGCUCCCAAUAGAGCCUUCAAACUCAAAUCUGGACCCCGAAGCCAGUUCCACUUAAUUUGUUCAUUGUUCCCUUCUAAUCAGGAACUGAUUUAGACCUGAGACAACAGAUGUGUGCAAUUAGUUAUCAGGGCUAAACAAAAACCAGCAAGCUCCAGACCUCGUAGUGUAAGAGUUGAAUAACACCGUAAUAGAGGAAGAUAUUAGUAAUCGUACCAAAUGAGUCUGGUUGUGGCAAUGACAAAGACAGGGCCAAGAGCAGCACGGGAAAAUGUGAUGAAGUAGUUGUAUUUUGUUAACAUACUAUAUUGAUUAAACUGUAUCAUGCUUUCUGAA